UCGUGCUAGAGUGGCGCACUGGCAAUCAAUCCUUCUAACCUCCAAAGAAAUGUUUAUUGUUGAAAUGUCAAACUUACGCCAAACAUGACUUAAAAUAACGCGAGUGUAUCAGAAACCCUAUCCAAACAAAUUGUGCCAUGUAUUUGACGAGGGGCCGCAUCAAACUCAAGUGUUAACCUCCACUCUAAAAUGACUAUACCCACAAAAAUCACAAUAUCAAAAGUGUACAAUUACACCCACAAAACGUCUUUAUACAAAAAUUUCUUUUUCGGUGUGUUUCUGAUUUUAAUCGUGACCACAUUCACUGUUCUUUCAAGACUACGUAUCAGCAUUCGUGACGAAUCCUCGAAUUUCAAGAAAAUCUCGCUCACACACAUUCGAAGCUUGCCUGAAUUUAGAUUAAGGACUAAUAUUGCAUUGUUGCCCAGAAAUCCAGAAUGUACCCAUUGGGACUGCUUCAACAUCUACAGGUGUGGACGCACGGGUCAUGACAGAAUUGCCGUGUACGUGUAUCCUCCACGGAAAUAUGUGGAUGAGGAGGGAUUUUCUGCGACUGAACUCAUGUCUAAAGAAUAUUUAACGCUGCUACAGGCUGUGGUCAAUUCCAAAUACUACACUGCGAAUCCUCACGAAGCAUGCAUUUUCAUUCCAUCUAUUGACACUUUAAAUCAGGAAAGACUCAGGCCAAAUCUCACUUCAAGAGCUCUACACAGCUUGCCUUUUUGGAAUUACGGAGAAAAUCAUCUCAUUUUCAACAUGAUAUCCGGCAGCGCCCCCGACUUUCCGUCUGUAAUAGAGUUAGAUACUGGCAAGGCCCUGAUUGCCGGAGCCGAUUUCGACAGAUAUUCGUUUAGGGUGAAUUUCGACGUUUCGAUACCGUUAUUCAGUCCCAUUUUAGAAAUGGGAGUAACGCAGAAAAAUCUUCAUCGUAAAAGGUCGUGGUUGGCGACGUCCUCCCAACUACACCUCUAUUCUAAUUACUGGGGCGUCUUACAGAAGUUAGCAUAUCGUAAUCCCGACUUGUUAGUCGUCAGUGCCUGCCAUAAUCAUAAUUAUACAAAACGUUGCAAGGACAACCCCGAAGAAAAAUUCAACUAUCCUGCCGUACUCCAGGAUAGCACCUUUUGCCUUAUUUUUCGAGGCGAAAGGAUAGGUCAGUUCGCUUUAUUGGAAGCGAUGGCCGCCGAUUGUAUCCCCGUCAUCGUCAUGGAUGGCGCCGUGUUGCCAUUUAGUAAUGUGAUAGACUGGAAACGGGCCGCCGUUUUCAUCAUGGAAAACUAUUUACAUACCCUGAUGGACGUAUUAGGGAAAAUUUCUCCCAAGCGUAUACGUCAGAUGCGGGAAACCAUCCGAUUUCUGUAUAAUUCGUACUUCUCCAGCAUAGAUAAAAUCGCCCUGACGACCUUGGAUAUCAUCCAAGACCGGGUUUAUCCGCACUGGAGCCGAAUCUAUGAUGAUUGGAAUUUGAAGCCUGAAGAAAAAAACACGAAUCCGCUUUUCCUUCCGCUGACGGCACCGAAAUCGCAUGGAUUUACCGCUGUUAUUUUAACAUAUGACAGGGUCGAUAGUCUUUUUACGCUGAUCGAUAGGUUAUCAAGAGUUCCUAGUCUUAUGAAAGUGCUCGUCGUUUGGAAUAACCAAAAGAAGAGUCCACCGCUUUUGUCAUCAUUUCCCCAAAUUCAAAAACCCGUGAAAGUUAUCAGAACAAGUGCCAACAAACUGUCCAAUAGAUUUUAUCCGUAUAACGAGAUCGAGACAGAGGCCAUUCUCCACAUCGACGACGACAUCGUCAUGUUAACCGCCGACGAAGUGGAAUUUGGUUACGAAGUGUGGAGAGAAUUUCCGGAUCGGAUAGUGGGGUUUCCAUCCCGCACCCACAGGUGGGACAACGUCACCAAUACAUGGACGUACGAAUCGGAAUGGAAGAACGAAAUUUCGAUGGUGCUAACCGGCGCCGCCUUCUUGCACAAAUACUGGAGCUUUUUGUACACGACGGCGAUGCCAGCGGGAGUCAGAGAUUGGGUGGAUGAACAUAUGAACUGUGAAGAUAUUGCCAUGAAUUUCCUAGUUGCUAAUGUGACAAACAAACCGCCUAUCAAAGUGACGCCCCGGAAGAAGUUCAAAUGUCCGGAGUGCGUAAAUAACGAGAUGCUAUCAGCAGAUUUGGGGCACAUGAUUGAAAGGUCGCAAUGCGUCGAUAGGUUUGCGAAGGCUUUCAAUCGUAUGCCCUUGAAGUCGGUCGAAUUUCGAGCGGACCCCGUACUCUUCAAAGAUCCAUUCCCAGAGAAGUUGAAACGCUUUAACGAUAUUGGCAGCUUGUAGAUCAAUUGUCACGUUGUAUUUGUUUUUAAUUAAUUAUUUUUGUUUGUUGUAGAUAAUGUGUACAUAUCGUGUAAUUUUAUUGUUGUAUAGAUUUUGAACCAGGGUUAUAAUUUUUUAUACAAGUUUUUAUUGAUGUGUAUAUGUUGUAAAUGAAAGUCAAAUUAUUAUUUUUAUUAUUUAUGUUAUUUUUACAGUAAGUGCUUUUUUACGUACACAGAUGACUUAUUGAGGGACUGACUUAGGUUAGAACUCACUCCGUUUAUAUUAAAAAAAUAAAUGUGGAGAAACGAUUAUAA
This is a messenger RNA of Zophobas morio, 2618 nucleotides long. It is a transcript of the gene sotv, whose product is annotated as exostosin-2. Bases 190 to 2322 code for a protein of 710 amino acids. Gene Ontology annotation, cellular component: membrane. The record is from RefSeq and is a predicted model, not a curated record. The transcript has 6 exons. NCBI's taxonomy places the organism in Eukaryota, Metazoa, Arthropoda, Insecta, Coleoptera, Tenebrionidae. Gene Ontology annotation, molecular function: glycosyltransferase activity.